AUCUAAAACCCAGCAGACCAAACAAGGCCUCCGACCUCCGUUCAUCUUCCCCUCUUUCUCCAACUUCUCCCAAGUCCUAAAUUUAUAUAUAGCCUCUUCCUCUUCCUCUUCCUCUUCCUCUUCCUCUUCCUCACUUGGUAUCUUCAAGUAGAUAGCUAGGCUGUGUACCUGUAAACAUGGUGAAGGAGGUGCCAUUUGUUGUCUGCAUUUUGGCAAUCUCCAUUAUUGCCAUUGGAUUUGUGGACUGCGCGUCUCCUACGCCAUCGGUCGAUUGCUCUACUGUCUUCUUAAACAUGGCCGACUGUUUGUCGUAUGUUAGCAGUGGAAGCACGGUUUCCAAGCCUCAGGGUGCGUGCUGUAAUGGGUUAAAGACCGUCCUCAAUACCAAACCUGAAUGUCUUUGUCAAGCCUUCUCCAACAGUGCCCAGUUUGGUUUUACACUGAAUCAGACCAAGGCCGCUGGACUUCCCGCUGCAUGUGGGGUCUCUGCUCCUGCAGCCACCAACUGUGGACUGUCUGGUAGUGCUCCCAGCUCUCCUCCUGCACCUUCGCCCAAGACUCCAUCCCCACCUCCAAAAUCACCCACCACGCCAGCUCCAUCGCCACCUCCGGUCGCUAAGGCCCCUGCCUCCAACGUCGGUGCCCCACCGCAAUCUGGUCCUGCCCCCUCAGCACCGGUUUCUCCGCCAGUUCCCUCACCAGAAAGCUAUACUACUGCCAAGUCGCCAGCUCCUGCACCCGUGAGUGUGAGUGAAUCUCCAGCUCCGGUGCCUGCAAGUGAAUCCCCAUCCAGUUCUUCCGCAGAGGCUUCCGUCAGCUCAACAGUUGGGUCUCCAGUUCCUACACCUGUGAGUCCUCCUGUCACCGACACAUCAUCUUCAGCGCAGUUGGGUGCUUCCUCGCUUCUGGUGUCGUUGGUGGUUGUUUUUCUUGCUCUAGCCAUUGCUUAUUGAUCCUCCUUCUAAUUUUGUGUCAUUUAUGUUUUCUCAUAGCUACGGUGUUUACCACUAGCUUGAUGAUUUGUUAGAUUUGAUAUUUGUAUUCACUUUGGAAAGGAACCCGAGACAUGCAUGGCAUUCUUUUGUUUCUUUUGCA
Messenger RNA from Nelumbo nucifera (sacred lotus), 1095 nucleotides. RefSeq lists its product as uncharacterized. NCBI's taxonomy places the organism in Eukaryota, Viridiplantae, Streptophyta, Magnoliopsida, Proteales, Nelumbonaceae. The record is from RefSeq and is a predicted model, not a curated record.